ACCAUGAGAGUAUAGAAGUGAACACAUUUUGCGUCGUGUAAGAAUUUCCUUCAUUUUUUCUCAGUUACCUGCAAUAGAUGUCUAUACACAAGAUACACUUUGGACAUCUCUUUUCUGGCUCAUCAUCGGAGGAACUAAGGGUAGUUAGACAAUACUUUAUCAAUACCUAAACUAAGCUGAAGUUGGAUAUACCCCGGAUCCGUGAAAAAAAGUGGAAAACAAUUCCUUGUGUUAAUUUAUUGAUGAAUGGGAAGACAAUUUUUUAAAAGAGAAACGUAAACAAACAAGCAAACAAACUAAUAAUGUACGGUGCUGGCGGAGACGAUGAGUCGGACGGACUUCCAGGAACUUAUGAGAUCUACAAAGCCGAGGCAGAUGCCCUGUUCAAGAAUGGAGACUACCGCAAGGCUAUUGAAAGCUAUACCACGGAGGGUAUGUUCCAGAAAGCAGAAGCGCUGUACAAUCGGGGCGAUUUUGAAUUGGCGCUUGUUUUCUAUCACCGUGGCAACCGGUUACGCCCAGAGCUACAAGACUUCCGAUUAGGUAUUCAGAAGGCACAGGAAGCAAUCAAUAACUGUGUUGGAACAGGUGAAGCCAAUGUACGCGCGACAGUACGAGUCUCGGCAGGCCAUGACGCGGGGCAGGAACACUAAGACUACACCACAUGAGUACAUCUUGAGCGAGCUGGAGAAGAUUGAUCACCAAGACGGCGAAGAGGGAGAACACGAAGAGGCUGCCGAAGGCUAAGGAACAAUGUCGGCAAGACCUUCGAACUACUAGCACGAGACCUGUCCUCUGCAGUACUUGAAAUAAAUGAUUUAACACGGAGUUGUUCAACCGUGCAAUCAAUGAAAGA
Messenger RNA from Aplysia californica (California sea hare), 856 nucleotides. RefSeq names its product tetratricopeptide repeat protein 25. Gene Ontology annotation, cellular component: cytoplasm. The record is from RefSeq and is a predicted model, not a curated record. Lineage: Eukaryota; Metazoa; Mollusca; Gastropoda; Aplysiida; Aplysiidae. Gene Ontology annotation, molecular function: protein binding.